Molecule: messenger RNA, 2419 nt
Organism: Sinocyclocheilus rhinocerous
Lineage: Eukaryota; Metazoa; Chordata; Actinopteri; Cypriniformes; Cyprinidae
Product: taste receptor type 1 member 3-like
Exons: 9
Coding region: 141-2264 (707 amino acids)
Biological process (GO): sensory perception of sweet taste; sensory perception of umami taste; G protein-coupled receptor signaling pathway
Cellular component (GO): plasma membrane
Molecular function (GO): G protein-coupled receptor activity
Source: RefSeq, a predicted model, not a curated record
CCUCAACUCAUGCUGUUUGGCACUUAGCAGACACGGUCCUGCCACCUAGUGGUUCCCUGUGGAGAAACAAGUGUGCAGUACAGGAUGGUACGUGAAAGUGAUGUGCUUCUUCACGCUUCCUGGAUUAUUCGCCCUCCAGGAUGGCUAAGGAGUGGACACUUCUGGUGCUCUGUGGCAUUCUAGGGUCGGGAUUGAGCGCGAAGCCAUCGUGGUUCAAGAACAUCUCAGCCGAUCUUUUUAAAUCGCCUGGAGAUAUUCUGGUAGGAGGACUUUUCCCCAUUAAUGAACUGACCAGUGAUCUGAGCAAACGGGUGAAGCCAGACGAUCUUGAGUGCAACAGAAUUAGCACAUAUGGUUUGUCCCUCACAUUGGCGAUGAAGUUCUCUUUGGACGAGAUCAACUCGAAAGAGAAUCUCCUCCCUGGAAUCACGCUGGGAUUUGAGAGUUACGACACCUGCAUGCAACCAGCCGUUGUCAUGAGGCCCGUCCUCCAGCUUCUCACAAAGGAAUCGACAGAAGAACUGGAUGUCACCUGUAACUACACCGACUACAAGCCUCGUGUUAUAGCUAUCAUAGGACCAAGCAACUCUGAGUUGGUCCCAGUUAUUGGCAAGCUGAUUGGGUUUUUCUUGAUACCACUGAUUAGCUAUGGUGCCACCAGCGACAUGUUCAGCGACAAAGAGACCUUCCCGUCCUUCAUGCGCACAGUCCCUAGUGAUCGCUGGCAGGUAGUGGCCAUAGUGCAGCUUCUGAAACAGUUUGGCUGGAACUGGGUGUCAGUAGUAGGUAGUGACGAUGAAUACGGACAGAAGGGUCAGCAGCAGUUCUCCAGUAUGGCCAAUGAGGAGUCCAUCUGUGUGGCAUAUCAGGGUUUGAUUCCUGUAUACAGUGAUCCUGUGCAAGCGGUGAACGAGAUUCUCAAUCGCAUUGUGGACGCCAAAGUGGGAGUGGUGGUGGUCUUCUCUCUCUCCAAUCCGGCCAGAAACUUCUUCAUAGAGGUAAUCAAACGAAACAUGACAGGCGUUUGGGUGGCAAGCACAGCAUGGGCUCUAAACGAACUUGUAUCCACCCUGCCUGGGAUCAAUUCAAUAGGAACAGUGCUGGCGUUUGCAGACAUCACCAGACCUCUUGACCUCUUCACUCCUUAUAUCCGUGAGCUCUUCACCAAAAUGGAAGGGACGCAAAUCCCUCAGCAGCCAGAUACAGAAAUCUCUCCUCUGGACAACCCUUGCACAAGAUGCAGCUACCUAAGCCAAGCCAACGUGAGCAUGGUAGAGAUAAAACUCGUGCAGCGGUCAGUUUUCAGCGUGUAUACUGCCGUCUACUGUGUGGCACAUGCGCUGCAUGACUUGCUUGGAUGCAAUGCCACCCACUGCGCUCUUAAUCCCAAGACUGACAAUGUUUAUCCAUGGCAGCUGUUACGGAGUCUCCAAAAAGUUUCUGUAGAUCUUGAAGGGGUCAAUUUUAAGUUUGAUAAAGAGGGUAAUCCAAGUUUUGGCUAUGAUGUUAUGCAAUGGAACUUUAAUGACACCACUGUGCUCUUCGACGUAAUUGGAUACUUUUAUCAGAACCUCACGAUUAAUGAAAACAACAUAACAUGGCACACAAAAAACGGCAAGGUGCCAAUGUCUAUUUAUCCACUGAAUGCCUUUUUUCCCACCGUGGCCCUUUCAGUCAUUCUUACCAUUUCCCUUCAGAUUGUGUGCAUCACAGAAUUCCCUGAAAAGUCUUCUGAUCAGCUGGAGAAUAUACGAGGACGGGGAAGCUUGUUUGUGAUUCUGGGAUGUUGCGGGGUCCAAGCAGGACUGUGUGGUUGGUACGCCCAAGAGGCUCCCUCUCUGACCAAAUACGUCGCCAGUUUGGAGGUGACCUACGUGAAAACCUUUUUGCGUUGUCCAGUGGAGCCCAUGUUAAACUUCGGCUUGAUGCUUGGUUUCAAUGUUAUGCUGGCACUGGUGUCAUUCAUGGCCACCUUCAUGGCUCUCAAGCCGCCUGGACAAUACAACCUGGCCAGAGACAUCACCAUCUCCUCCUUGAGUUACUGUGUAAUGUGGGUGAUGUUCAUUCCCAUCUACACAAGUCUAAAUGAUAAAGAUAAGUCUAUUGCUCAAGUAGGAAUCAGUUUACUUAGUAAUAUAGGGUUGGUAGCAGCCUAUUUUUUCCCUAAAUGCCAACUGUUAGUCAAACACCCAGAACUUAACACAGAUGAUCACUUCCGUACAUUUUUAGAAGGGGUCCCACCAACACCACCUGAAGAAAGCUAGAAACAACUGCUAAAUUAUCAUUUAAUAAUAAUAAUUAUAGUUAUUCAAAAACAAUCUCUAAUUGCAUAUAUAUAACAUUUCAUAUAAUAAUACAAAAAUGUCACAUGUUAAUAAAGGAAUAGCUAAAUAUUAAAAUUAUUAUAUUAGUCAGCCAU